AUGGCGCCACCAGCUUCCACCGACGCAUCGAGUCUCAAAACGACUCAAAAAUUGACGGAAGAGUCGAAUGAGGAGACUCUCAGAAAGUAUUUCCGUACUAAAGUCGAUGCUGCUCAGCAAAAAGUGGCCGACAAAUCGCAAAACGUCCGCCGUCUCCAAGCGCAACGAAACGAGUUGAACACGAAGGUUCGUAUGCUGAAAGAGGAGCUUCAACAGCUCCACGAGCAGGGAUCGUACGUCGGUGAAGUGAGCAAAGCGAUGGAUAAGAAGAAGGUGUUGGUGAAGGUUCAUCCAGAGGGAAAGUACGUUGUCGACGUGGAUAAAUCAAUCGAUAUCAACUCGUUGAAUACUGGAGCUAGAGUUGCUCUUCGUGCGGAUAGCUAUGCACUUCAUAAGGUUCUUCCGAAUAAAGUUGAUCCGUUGGUCUCAUUGAUGAUGGUAGAGAAAGUGCCUGAUUCGACGUAUGAAAUGGUUGGAGGACUCGAUAAACAGAUUAAGGAGAUCAAGGAGGUUAUUGAGCUUCCUGUGAAACAUCCGGAGCUCUUUGAUGCUCUUGGAAUUGCUCAACCGAAAGGAGUGCUUCUUUAUGGACCACCGGGAACUGGAAAGACGCUGUUAGCUAGAGCUGUCGCACAUCAUACUGAAUGUACAUUCAUUCGAGUUUCUGGUUCGGAAUUGGUCCAGAAAUUCAUUGGAGAGGGAGCGAGAAUGGUGCGUGAACUGUUCGUGAUGGCUCGUGAACACGCUCCAUCAAUCAUCUUCAUGGACGAAAUCGAUUCGAUCGGAUCGAGUCGUGUCGAGGGAUCGAGUGGUGGAGAUUCGGAAGUUCAGCGUACGAUGUUGGAGUUGUUGAAUCAGUUGGACGGUUUCGAGGCGACCAAGAAUAUUAAGGUAAUCAUGGCCACCAACCGUAUCGACAUUCUCGACCCCGCCCUCCUCCGUCCAGGACGUAUCGAUCGUAAAAUCGAAUUCCCGGCGCCAGACGAGAAGGCGCGUGCCGAUAUUCUGAAGAUUCAUUCGCGUAAAAUGAAUCUGAUGCGUGGAAUCAACAUGGCAAAGAUCGCUGAACAGAUCCCCGGAGCAUCUGGAGCAGAAGUGAAGGCGGUGUGCACAGAAGCCGGCAUGUUCGCACUACGUGAGAGACGUAUUCAUGUGACACAGGAGGACUUCGAGAUGGCUGUUGGAAAAGUGAUGCAGAAGGAUUCGGAGAAGAAUAUGUCGAUUAAGAAGUUGUGGAAAUAA
Messenger RNA from Caenorhabditis remanei, 1242 nucleotides. RefSeq lists its product as uncharacterized. NCBI's taxonomy places the organism in Eukaryota, Metazoa, Nematoda, Chromadorea, Rhabditida, Rhabditidae. The transcript has 4 exons. Gene Ontology annotation, molecular function: ATP hydrolysis activity; ATP binding; proteasome-activating activity. Gene Ontology annotation, biological process: proteasome-mediated ubiquitin-dependent protein catabolic process. The record is from RefSeq and is a predicted model, not a curated record. Bases 1 to 1242 code for a protein of 413 amino acids. Gene Ontology annotation, cellular component: proteasome regulatory particle, base subcomplex.